Molecule: messenger RNA, 1392 nt
Organism: Acaulospora morrowiae
Lineage: Eukaryota; Fungi; Glomeromycota; Glomeromycetes; Diversisporales; Acaulosporaceae
Source: the annotation of a GenBank genome assembly
AUGGUGCGCGGAAAUUCUCUUAUUGAAGAUUUGGGAUUUUUGGUUAAUAAUCCUCAAUACAGUGAUUUGGAAAUUAAAUGCAAAGGUGAUAUCGUUCUUUAUGGAAAUCGUGCUAUCCUCGCGGCUCGCUCCGAAGUAUUUGAUAGGAUACUCUUUACAAGAACGACAGAAAUUUGUGAAAGGCAAAUUUCGUUUCCAAAAAUUGAAGUGAAAACUAUGAGUGUUAUACUUAAAUAUUUAUAUACCGGAUUAGUUCCCGAAAAGGAUCUCACGACUGAUAACGUCUUUGAAAUUUUACAAGCUGCUGAUUUCUUCCAAUUGGAGAAUAUUCAAGAUCUCGUUUCCGAAUUUUACAAAAAGCAAUGUGAGAAAGAGGGAUAUGAAAAUAAAUCACCCGAGUUGUUAUCUGAAGCAGUUCGGCUAAUGUCACCUUUGGCUAAUAAUGGAGUUAUUCGUUAUUUAGUUGAUUCCGUUGCUAAAAUUCCUUUGGAUUCUAUUGGAUUUAAUAGAUUAUCCCUUCAAGGUUUUCAAUGUCUAUUGUUACAGAAAGAUGAAAAAAAAAUAUUCAUGUCUAGUGAAUAUUCAGUUUUUCGAUUUGCGGUUCUAACAGCUGCGACAAAAGUAUCUCAAGAAGCAUUUUCUGCUCUAGAGAAAGAAUUACCGCCAUGGAAUGAAGUAGAAAGGUCACUUUAUACAGUCAGUGAUAAUAAAAUCAGAAAAGGAGAAAUUAGCGAAGCGAUUGUUAAGACUAUGAAUUCUUUCAUGGAACAUAUUGACCUAAGAAGGAUUGAUGCCAAAAUCAUUGCAAAAAUAAUCGAACCACUAGAUAUCGUUCCGUCUAAUAAGAUGUUCGAUUCGUAUCGAUUUCAAGCUUGUAUGAAAACUCCACAACCAGCUUUUCAUGGAACUAAUGGUAUUAAAUGGGAAAGAAAUAUUGGUAGCCAUUUAAUUAUUAGCGACGAUGGAUAUACAGUUAGCGCAUCUCAACAUUGUAGUCAUUAUGGAAGUGUAAGAACUAAUAAUCUUAUGAGUAGCGGUACUUACGAGCUUCACGUUCAAUUCGGAAAAGACGAUAAUAAUUCUUGGGUUGGCAUUUGUGACGAAAGGCUCAAAUUUUCCGCUUCCGCUGGAUCUCAACCAUACGGAUGGGUUUUUGGCUCGAAUGGGUACUGCAGUCAUAAUAAUAAUCAAAUCUUAAUAGCUAGAAAUUUAGAAUAUGUUAAUACAAAAAUCAUUGUGCAUCUAAACAUGGAUAAUAAGACAGUCGCAUUCUCAGUCAAUGGUAAAAGACAUCCACCUAUUACAUCGUGGACAAAUCUUUCGUCAAACCUUUAUUUCGUUGCUUCACUCGGCUAUCGUGGAAAGAUUAGGAUUUUGCCGAUAGAAAGAUAA